Messenger RNA from Gallus gallus (chicken), 1845 nucleotides. It is a transcript of the gene ORAOV1, whose product is annotated as oral cancer overexpressed 1. The record is from RefSeq and is marked provisional. The transcript has 5 exons. Bases 28 to 450 code for a protein of 140 amino acids. NCBI's taxonomy places the organism in Eukaryota, Metazoa, Chordata, Aves, Galliformes, Phasianidae.
GGCGCCGGCCUCCGCUGUAGCGGCGCGAUGGCGGCACCGUCCGCGGGCUCGGACAUGUUUGAUGAGAUCGUGAUGGCCGAGGACAGGUUCCACGGGGAGGGCUACCAGGAGGGGUACGCCGAGGGCAGCCACGCGGGGGCUGCUGAGGGGCGGAGGUGCGGCGCUCUGCAUGGCGCCAAGAUUGGCUCUGAGAUUGGCAGUUACCUUGGAUUUGCACUGACCUGGCAGCAUCUGCUCCCAAAAUGUACAGAUGAAAAGAACAGUAAAAAGAUGAGGGCUCUGGAUUCAUUAAUAGGAAUGAUUCAGAAGUUCCCAUACGAAGACCCCACUUAUGAAAAGCUUCAAGAUGAUCUGGAAAAAAUCAGAGGAAAAUUUAAACAGGUUUGUUCAAUGCUAAAUAUUCGAUCUGAUUUUAGAAUCAGUAAUGAAAGAUCUUCACUUACAUUUUGAAUAUAAAAGCUGAAGGUAAACAUGGAUGAAAAGAGACAUAUUAAAUAACAGAUAACUGGAAAAUUGUUUCUUUGUUUUAAACAAAAUCCAAGUAGCAAAGAGGUGCUAAAUAUUAAACUCCUAAAGAAAAAGCACAAAACAUUUGAUGGUUUCUUAUAUUUGUCAAGGUGGUUUGUUUUUUCCACAAGGCAUUAUUUGGGAUUACAUAAACAUUAAAAACUUACUAAAUAGAAGUAUUUGAUUUACUUUCACCAGCCUUUCCUUAAAAGGAAAACAUCAUACAUAUGUAAAGCUUCCUUAUUUAAAGAAUGUAUCCUAUUUAAAAAAAAAUCUACAUAUGUAGAUGAUUCAUUUUGCACAAUUUGUAGGUUUUUUAGAUGAAGUAAGAUUGAAUCAGUUGCCUACAGAGUUUGCAGUAGUGAAGACCUGUGUGGGUAGAAGAUAGAGUACAAAUGAAGUAAGAACACAAAUGAAAAAAGGUUAAGAUACCAGUUCAUAAAAUAGCUGCAACUCAGAGUGUGAAUCUUGUGUUUUUUUCUUUACUAGUUUUGCAGACUGAUCCAAACACGCAAAACAAAAACAAAUAGACCCAAAACCUAGCAAUUUAAGUUAUCAAUAAUAGAAACAUGGCUACAAGAAGAGCUUUGAGGUUGCUACUUGUUCUGUCCACAAAGAAGCAAAAUUGCUUCUGCCAGCUUCUUAGUGAUACAAGGCAGAGAACCCACAGGUACACCGAUAAUCACAUACAAAAAAGAGUUGAACUCACCCAACUGGUGAAGGGAAGCUUUUGCUACACAGCACCCCUUCUCAGGAAGCAGCCGAGAACCAAAAGACGCUCUCUCUUCAGUGUCUGACUCUUAUGAGCCCAGGGUGGCUCCACCUUGGGUCCACCCCUUCUGGUGGCAUGGGGAGCACAGGUGCAGCUCCAAUUUAUUUUAGAAUGUUUACUGUGCAUUUGCAUCUGGGAUGCAAGGGCAUAUGUUUUGCUUUUUUAUUGUAAUUUUGGACUAAAAAAAUAAGAAUAUUUUGUUGAUUUUGUUGAAUGUAUACAUGUGUGCAUAUGUAUUGACAUUUAUUUCAAAAUCAUCUUUUAUUUUUGUCUGAUUCCGGAGUAUAUGAAUAUGUCAAUACCAGCUGCCUUUCUUAAUAGCUACUUACAGGUGUACAUACAUGAGUAUGUAAGUGUUCAGCUUUAAUGUGCAUAGUGUCAGAGCCAUCUAGUGGAGGAGGUUUUUAUACUGUUUAAAAAUAGCCUAUAAGUAAUGCUUCUUGUAAUAGAUCACAAAUAUUUAUUAAGAUUAAGUUGUUCAAGUAGUGCAGGAUUUACAUAUGCAUGAUGCAGCUCUUCUAACAGUGUGGUGAAUUCCUUUGAAAUAAAGCAGUAUUGAGGUAGGA